Zymoseptoria tritici IPO323 is the source of this 747-nucleotide messenger RNA. It is a transcript of the gene GliG, whose product is annotated as putative glutathione S-transferase. The record is from RefSeq and is a predicted model, not a curated record. The coding region runs from base 1 to 747 and encodes 248 amino acids. The transcript has 3 exons. NCBI's taxonomy places the organism in Eukaryota, Fungi, Ascomycota, Dothideomycetes, Mycosphaerellales, Mycosphaerellaceae.
AUGGGCAUCGAAAUCUCGCCAUGGUCCUUGAUCAGGGUCGUUCAAACAGCAUGGAAAUGCAUACCCGCCUCGGACAUAUGUACGGCUAACGACAUUACAGCGGAUCAAACAUCCUACAUCAACUACAUCAAGCCCAUCAUCCUGGCAGAAGAGCUCAAGGUCGACUAUACCAUGUCCAUCAUCGAUACCAAGACCGAGUGGGCGUAUCGCAUUCACCCGGAGCGAAUGGUCCCAGCUCUUCGCGACUACGAUCUCGCGACCGGGCAAGUUGCUCGUGUGUUCGAAUCCACGGCAUGUCUUUACUAUCUCGCCGAAAAAUUUGACACGGAUGGGACGUGGACAGGGCGUGGGCCCGCGGAGCGCGCCCAGGUACAUUCUUGGAUGGCGUUGCAGACUGCUGGCCUUGGUCCUACGGCAAAAUUCUGGCUGUAUUUCCUGCGCGGUUAUCCUACACGUGAGAGUCCUGUGCAGCUGCCACGGACCAUAGACAAGUUUCGCGAAGCCACCAUGAAGCAAUGGGAUCUACUGGACGCUCGUCUCUCGCAGCCCGAGCACCUCUACAUUGCGCUGCCCGGCCGGCCGACACUGGCUGAUGUCGCAUUUCUUCCCUUUGCAAUGCCCGCGAUCUUCGAAAUUUUCGGCGUCGACAUCAGCCGCUGGCCGAAAAUUGCUGCGUGGUCGACUCGCAUGAUGGAGCGACCGGCUGUGAAAAAGGUGCUGGACAUGGCUCCCAACAUUGGACAGUAG